Molecule: messenger RNA, 960 nt
Organism: Penicillium griseofulvum
Lineage: Eukaryota; Fungi; Ascomycota; Eurotiomycetes; Eurotiales; Aspergillaceae
Exons: 3
Coding region: 1-960 (319 amino acids)
Source: RefSeq, a predicted model, not a curated record
AUGAACUCGACUUCAGUGCAAUUCAGUCCUAUCAAGGCCGGGCGACAAAUUCUCGGCGAGAAAGACUCGAACGCGUGUCUGUCCCCCGCUACACACGCCAAAGCAUCAUUCCCACCAAUUGAGACCCCAGUCAAGCGAAUGUCAAUCGCUACUUCUCCUAAGAAGCUUCUCCCGUCUCCUAUAUUUGCAGGCCAAAAACGGACACGGGAUCAGGUGGAUCAGGAAGAAAUAGGACACGUGCAGAUGCGGGAAUCCUCUCUGCAGCCCGUCCAAUCCACCGCCAAUGAAGAUAUGCAAUGCGAGCUCACUCAAACCCCCACCCCACAAAACUCACAACCUGAACGCGACCAAGUACAAGAUCUAAUGGACACCGAUCAAUCCUUCAACGCGCCCAACACACCCCAAGAAACGCGUAGCGUCAUCUCAGAAUCCGACGCGCGCAAAAUGUUCAUCCAACAAAAAGCAAGCCUCCUCCGAUCAAGACUACAAAGCGCAAUGCGCAAUGUGAUAGACCACCAAUUCGACCGUCGUGUCUCUGAGCUAGAAGCCCACAGCCGCAAAUGUCCACGAAUCUCACUCUCCGUCCUCUCCACACCCCUCUCACGCAAACACUUCACAUCCUUCUCGCAAAUGAAAACACCCCGCAUCGGCGCUGGCUUCACCUCCACCCCCUCCCACAGCACACCCGAUCUUCCAGGACGACCUUCCCCAUUGUCUUCUGUUCAACGCACAAAGUCGCAACGAACACCGCCUCGUGCGCUCGGUUCCCCAAUGCAGCUGAGUAGUCCUCCGGCCACGGUUAUUCGCUGUGAAGCCGAUAGGGAAAGUAUGGGUCCAAGAGCUGAGCUUAUGGAAGAUGUGGAUACCAUGUCACCAUCACAGCGAGGUGAUGCCGUCGAUGGGUUAUUGAAACUCAUGAGUACGACAGGUAAUCCAAGUUCAGAUGCCUGGACUGGAUGA